Orycteropus afer afer is the source of this 3582-nucleotide messenger RNA. NCBI's taxonomy places the organism in Eukaryota, Metazoa, Chordata, Mammalia, Tubulidentata, Orycteropodidae. The record is from RefSeq and is a predicted model, not a curated record.
AUGGCCAAGCCUUAUGAAUUUAACUGGCAGAAGGAAGUCCCUUCUUUUUUGCAAGAAGGAGCAGUUUUUGACAGAUAUGAAGAGGAAUCCUUUGUGUUUGAACCCAACUGCCUCUUCAAAGUGGAUGAAUUUGGCUUCUUUCUGACCUGGAAAAGUGAAGGCAAGGAAGGACAAGUACUAGAAUGCUCCCUCAUCAACAGUAUUCGGUUGGGAGCCAUACCCAAGGACCUCAAAAUCCUGGCUGCUCUUGAAGCUGUUGGAAAAUCAGAAAAUGAUCUGGAAGGACGGAUAGUGUGUGUCUGCAGUGGUACAGAUCUGGUCAACAUCAGUUUCACUUACAUGGUGGCUGAAAAUCCAGAAGUAACCAAGCAAUGGGUGGAAGGCCUGCGAUCAAUCAUACACAACUUCAGGGCCAACAAUGUCAGUCCCAUGACAUGCCUCAAGAAACAUUGGAUGAAAUUGGCGUUUAUGACCAACACAAAUGGUAAAAUUCCAGUCAGGAGUAUUACUAGAACCUUUGCUUCAGGAAAAACAGAAAAGGUGAUCUUUCAAGCUCUCAAGGAAUUAGGUCUUCCCAGUGGAAAGAAUGAUGAAAUUGAGCCUGCAGCAUUUACUUAUGAAAAGUUUUAUGAGCUUACACAAAAGAUUUGUCCUCGGACAGAUAUAGAGGAUCUUUUUAGAAAAAUCAAUGGAGACAAAACUGAUUAUUUAACGGUAGACCAAUUAGUGAGCUUUCUAAAUGAAAUGAUGAUUGUCAACUCUGAAUAUCAAAAAGAAUCAGCUGGAAAACUCUUUGAAUUAAUAAGAGACUUCAACAAGUUAAAUGAAAACAAAAGGCUGAAACUAUUGAUGGUUAACAGAGUAGAAGAAGGCCUCAUAUCAAGUGAUGGAUUUUGCAGAUAUCUGAUGUCAGAUGAAAAUGCCCCAGUCUUCCUAGAUCGCUUAGAACUUUAUCAAGAAAUGGACCACCCUUUGGCUCACUACUUCAUCAGUUCUUCCCAUAACACCUAUCUUACUGGCCGACAGUUUGGUGGAAAGUCUUCAGUAGAAAUGUACAAACAGGUUCUCCUGGCUGGCUGCAGAUGUGUUGAACUUGACUGUUGGGAUGGCAAAGGUGAAGACCAAGAACCAAUUAUAACUCAUGGAAAAGCAAUGUGUACAGAUAUCCUUUUUAAGGAUGUAAUUCAAGCCAUCAAGGAAACUGCAUUUGUCACAUCUGAAUAUCCAGUAAUUCUCUCCUUUGAAAAUCACUGCAGCAAAUAUCAACAGUACAAGAUGUCCAAAUAUUGUGAAGAUCUAUUUGGGGAUCUCCUGUUGAAACAAGCACUUGAAUCACAUCCACUUGAACCAGGCAGGCCCUUGCCAUCCCCCAAUGACCUCAAAAGAAAAAUACUCAUCAAAAAUAAACGACUGAAACCUGAAGUGGAAAAAAAACAGCUCGAAGCUUUGAAAAGCAUGAUGGAAGCUGGAGAAUCUGCUGCCCCAGCUAACAUCCUAGAGGAUGAUAAUGAAGAGGAAAUAGAAAGUGCUGACCAAGAGGAGGAAGCUCACCCUGAAUUCAAAUUUGGAAAUGAACUUUCUGCUGAUGACUUGGGUCAUAAGGAAGCUGUUGCAAAUAGCGUCAAGAAGGUGUCAGAUGAUCUUGACCAAGAAAACAACAAAAAGGGCCUGGUUACUGUAGAAGAUGAGCAGGCAUGGAUGGCAUCUUAUAAAUAUGUAGGUGCUACCACUAAUAUCCAUCCAUAUUUAUCCACAAUGAUCAACUAUGCACAGCCUGUAAAGUUUCAAGGUUUCAAUGUGGCUGAAGAACGCAAUAUCCAUUAUAACAUGUCUUCUUUUAAUGAAUCAGUUGGUCUAGGCUACUUGAAGACACAUGCAAUUGAGUUUGUCAAUUAUAACAAACGGCAAAUGAGCCGCAUUUACCCCAAGGGAGGCCGGGUGGAUUCCAGUAAUUACAUGCCUCAGAUUUUCUGGAACGCUGGCUGCCAGAUGGUUUCACUGAACUAUCAAACCCCAGAUUUAGCGAUGCAAUUGAAUCAGGGAAAAUUUGAGUAUAAUGGAUCCUGUGGGUACCUUCUCAAACCAGAUUUCAUGAGGCGACCAGAUCGAACAUUCGAUCCCUUCUCUGAAACUCCUGUUGAUGGGGUUAUUGCAGCCACUUGUUCAGUGCAGGUCAUAUCAGGUCAAUUCUUAUCAGAUAAGAAAAUUGGAACAUAUGUAGAAGUGGAUAUGUAUGGAUUGCCCACUGACACUAUACGUAAGGAAUUCCGAACUCGUAUGGUGAUGAACAAUGGUCUCAAUCCAGUUUACAAUGAAGAAUCAUUCGUCUUUCGGAAGGUGAUCCUCCCAGACCUGGCUGUCUUGAGAAUAGCAGUGUACGAUGACAACAAUAAGCUGAUAGGUCAAAGGAUUCUCCCACUGGAUGGCCUCCAGGCAGGCUAUAGGCACAUUUCCCUUAGGAAUGAAGGAAAUAAACCAUUAUCACUGCCAACCAUAUUCUGCAAUAUUGUGCUUAAAACAUAUGUGCCUGAUGGAUUUGGAGAUAUUGUGGAUGCAUUGUCAGAUCCAAAGAAAUUUCUUUCUAUUACGGAAAAGAGAGCAGACCAAAUGAGAGCUAUGGGCAUUGAAACCAGUGACAUAGCUGAUGUGCCCAGUGACACUUCUAAGAAUGAUAAGAAAGGAAAGACCAACACUACCAAAGCAAAUGUGACCCCUCAGAGUAGCUCUGAGCUCAGACCAACCACUACAGCAGCCCUAGCAUCUGGCAUGGAAGCCAAGAAAGGUAUUGAACUUAUCCCACAAGUAAGGAUAGAAGAUUUAAAGCAGAUGAAGGCUUACUUGAAGCAUUUAAAGAAGCAACAGAAGGAGCUAACCUCUUUAAAGAAGAAACAUGCAAAGGAGCACAGUACCAUGCAGAAGUUACACUGCACGCAAGUUGACAAAAUUGUGGCGCAGUAUGACAAAGAGAAGUCGACUCAUGAGAAAACCCUAGAGAAAGCAAUGAAGAAGAAGGGAGGAAGUAAUUGUCUCGAAAUGAAAAAGGAAACUGAAAUUAAAAUUCAGACAUUGACAUCAGAUCACAAAUCUAAGGUCAAAGAGAUUGUGGCACAGCACACCAAAGAGUGGUCAGAAAUGAUCAACACCCACAGUGCUGAGGAACAAGAAAUCCGUGACCUGCAUCUCAGCCAGCAGUGUGAGCUACUGAAAAAGCUGCUAAUCAAUGCGCAUGAGCAGCAAACCCAGCAGCUGAAACUGUCCCAUGACAGGGAAAGCAAGGAAAUGCGAGCACACCAAGCUAAGAUUUCUAUGGAAAAUAGCAAAGCCAUCAGCCAAGAUAAAUCUAUCAAGAAUAAAGCAGAACGGGAAAGGAGAGUCAGAGAGCUAAACAGCAGCAACACUAAAAAGUUUCUGGAAGAAAGAAAGAGACUUGCAAUGAAGCAAUCCAAAGAAAUGGAUCAGUUGAAAAAAGUCCAGCUUGAACAUUUAGAAUUCCUAGAGAAACAGAAUGAGCAGGCGAAGGAGAUGCAGCAGAUGGUGAAAUUGGAAGCCGAGAUGGACCGCAGACCAGCAACAGUAGUGUGA